CUGGCGGCCGGGCCGGAGCGGGUGCGGCGGCGGGAGGCGGGGGAGGGGCAGGCGCCGGUGCCAGCUCGGGCUCGCCGCUCCCAUCGCCGCGCCCGCCCGCAUCCCUCGCCGCGCCCGCCCCGCCCGCUGCCGCCCCCGCGGAGCCGCGACCGCAGGAGAUGGUGCGCGACGCCCCGACGGUCGCCGCCCGGGGGCCCCUCGCCGCCCCGCGCCGGGGGGAGACGGCGCCCCGCGCCCCCCGCAGCUGAGCGCCGCCGCCGCAGAUCAGCCGUCACCGGGUGAAGCGGUCCUUUCCGAUGGUGACGGGCCAUGGCGGCCGACGAUAAAGUGGCCAUCCUCACGGAUGACGAGGAGGAGCAGAAGCGGAAGUACGUGCUCGCCGACCCUUUCAACGGCGUUUCCGGGGAGCAGGAGCCGCCUCCGCACGAGACUCCCUCCUCCACGGCCACGGAGGCCGCUCCCGAGGAGCAGGUGGACUGGAUCGAGAGGCACUGCGUGAAGAUCAACAACGACCUGCUCGUCUCCAAGGUCUUCUACUUCUUCUUCUACGCCGCGUACGGCUCCCUGUACCCGCUGCUGCCCGUGUACUACAAGCAGCUGGGCAUGUCGCCCAGCCAGAGCGGGCUGCUGGUGGGCAUCCGGUACUUCAUCGAGUUCUGCAGCGCCCCCUUCUGGGGCGUGGUUGCGGAUCGCUUCAGAAAGGGCAAAAUCGUCCUCCUCUUUUCUCUUCUGUGUUGGGUUCUGUUCAACCUGGGCAUCGGAUUCGUCAAACCCGCCACCCUGAGGUGUGUACCAAAGACGCCCCCCACGGCCCGCCCCGCCAACGCCAGCCACCCGCUGCCCCUCCUGCCAACGAAUUCUUCCUUCGUCUCUCCCGUGACGCCGCCCCCGAGGCCGCGGGAGAGGAGAGACCUGCUCCCGGCCGGCGGGCCGGCGGCGGGAGACACGGGGCCCAACGUCACGGUCACGGAACCUUUCACCUUCCCAACGGCUGCCCACAGGACCGGCGCGCCCACUCUGCCGCCGCAGACACGUGACGUGACGGACCUCGGUGAGGACUUGACCUGGACCCCAAGCACUGGAGCCCCUGCCGCCCCGGGAAUGGUCACCAGCGAGGCCACCACGACCACGGUCACCACCACCAGAGCUCCGCCUCCCGACCAGGUCACUCUGGUGUACGACCAGCAGGAAGUGGAAGCUAUAUUCCUGGUGAUCUUGGUGGUGGUCAUCGUCGGGGAGUUCUUCAGUGCCUCCUCCGUCACCAUCGUGGACACGGUGACGCUGCAGUACCUGGGCAAGCACCGCGACCGCUACGGGCUGCAGCGCAUGUGGGGCUCCCUGGGCUGGGGCCUGGCCAUGCUGUCCGUGGGCAUCGGCAUCGACUACACCCACAUCGAGGUGCUCGUCCACGGGAAGGGGUGCCGGCCCCCCGAGUACCGCAACUACCAGAUCGUCUUCAUCGUCUUCGGGGUCCUCAUGACCGUGGCCUUGAUCGUGGCCACUCAGUUCCGGUUCCGCUACAGCCACUUCAAGAGCGAGGACGGUCGGGGCAAGGAGGCGGAGGCGGCCCCGGCGGAGAGAGGCAGCCCCACCGAGUCCUCGGAGGAGGUGCCGGCCGCGGGCCCCGCGCGGGCCGCCAGCUUCUGGGACCUGAUCCGCCUGCUGUGCAGCGUGCAGUACGGCUCCGUGCUCUUCGUGGCCUGGUUCAUGGGCUUCGGCUACGGCUUCGUGUUCACCUUCCUCUACUGGCACCUGGAGGACCUCAACGGGAGCACCACCCUCUUCGGCGUGUGCUCCGUGCUGAGCCACGUGUCCGAGCUGACGGCCUACUUCUUCAGCCACAAGCUCAUCGAGCUCAUCGGCCACAUCAGGGUUCUGUACAUCGGCCUGGCCUGCAACACGGCGCGCUACAUCUACAUCUCCUACCUGCAGAACGCCUGGACCGUGCUGCCCAUGGAGGUGCUCCAGGGCGUGACGCACGCGGCCAUCUGGGCGGCCUGCAUCUCCUACCUGAGCGCCGCGGUGCCCCCCGAGCUGCGCACGUCGGCGCAGGGCAUCCUGCAGGGCCUGCACCUGGGCCUGGGGCGAGGCUGCGGGGCCAUGAUCGGAGGCGUGCUGGUCAACUACUUCGGGGCUGCUGCCACCUUCCGGGGAAUCGGCAUGGGCUGCCUGGUGAUCCUCCUGCUCUUCGCCCUGAUCCAGUGGCUGGCAGUGCCGGACGAGGAAGAAGACAAGACCAUGCUGGCGGAGAGGAUUCCGGUUCCAUCCAGUCCUGUCCCCAUAGCAACCAUCGACUUGGUACAGCAGCAGCCGGAGGACGUCCUGCCGCGCGUGGAGCCGCGCCUCCCGCCCAAGAAGACCAAGCACCAGGAGGAGCAGGAGGACGCCAGCAAGCCCGCCUGGGGCGUCAGCGCCUCCCCCUGGGUGACCUUCGUCUACGCCCUCUACCAGGUCAAAGAGAUGAUGCAGCUUGCCAGGGAGAGCCACGCCUCGGAGAUCCAGCCUCUGCAGGGGACCAGUGAGAACCGGGGAGACCCUCCCGCUGCUGGAGCCCGGCCCGGCCCGCGUGACAUCCCCGCCAGCGCGCCCGGGAGCCAGCCGUCCCCGCCAUCGCCAUCAGCCGCAUCCCCCACGCAGAGCAGCCCCGCCCAGCCCGGCUCCCGCCCGCGUGCCGAGGGGGGUGGGGGCGCGCAGGCCCUGCCCGCCGCUGGGGGCCCCUGAGGGCCCUGCCCACCUCCCCCUGCACGGAAAGGGCCUCGGCCGGACCGGGAGGCGCCCGAGCCCGGCACACGC
Eptesicus fuscus (big brown bat) is the source of this 2793-nucleotide messenger RNA. It is a transcript of the gene MFSD6, whose product is annotated as major facilitator superfamily domain containing 6. The transcript is spliced from 7 exons. Bases 310 to 2721 code for a protein of 803 amino acids. Gene Ontology annotation, biological process: antigen processing and presentation of exogenous peptide antigen via MHC class I. NCBI's taxonomy places the organism in Eukaryota, Metazoa, Chordata, Mammalia, Chiroptera, Vespertilionidae. The record is from RefSeq and is a predicted model, not a curated record. Gene Ontology annotation, cellular component: plasma membrane.